Molecule: messenger RNA, 1809 nt
Organism: Clonostachys rhizophaga
Lineage: Eukaryota; Fungi; Ascomycota; Sordariomycetes; Hypocreales; Bionectriaceae
Source: the annotation of a GenBank genome assembly
AUGGGGAAAGGUAUCAACAAGAAGGCGGUCGUGCCCGUCGAGGCCACACUCCUGAGCAUCGCCCUGAUAUUCAUUCUUUCACGACUGUUUCUGCGUCUCGUCUUGUCCCGAACUCGCCUGACCCUCAGCGACUGGCUACUUAUUGCCUCAGGGGCCGAUGCCAUCGCCCUCUUCGUCAGCGAUGCGAUGACAUAUAAUCUGGGAGGAAUGGACGACUAUGACCCUGAUGCGCCUGAGACGCCCGUCGACGUCGAUAUCGCACUGAUGAAGCUUGCAUUUGCGGGAAACUACUUUUACGAUGCGGGUAUUUACUUUCCAAAGAUGGCUCUACUUGCGUUUUACUACAAGCUGGUCCCGCCGAGGAAUAUGAUGCCCAACUUACGCAAGUACCUCUAUGUUAUUACGGGCGUGACUGUGGUUUUCUUCGUGGCUACUUGUUUCUUGGACACUUUCUGGUGCGGUUCUCAUGUGGCAGUUAACUGGGAUCCCAAUGGUGAUUGUGCAACUUUUGAUUCGAUGAAUGUUUCUCGAAUCGAUUGGGUCCUCAGCAUCGUGGCGGAUUUACUAGGCUUUUCUAUACCUUUCUUUCUUCUGCCGGGACUGCGGAUCAACAAGCGGUAUCUCAUCGGCCUAAUUGUCACCUUCUCUUUGGGCGCGGUCACUGUGGCCGCCAGCGUCGUUAGAUUUGCCACGAUGCAAGCUAUCCAUGCCUGGACGAACGUUUACGUGCUUUCCAUGGCGGAAAUGGUUGCUGCCAUUAUAGUCGUGUGUCUACCUGCCCUCAGAUCACUCAUCCGUCGCGUCGAGACACACUCGUCGAAGACGGGCGCGACAAGCAGCAAGUCUCACGGAAAAGCAUACAAGAACUACGCGAUGAGUACCGGUCACAUCAAACUAUCAUCCGGCCGGGAUGCUUAUGUGACUUCCACAAACGUUGCUACAGUAGGACACUCGGGAAGCGAAGUAGAACUACAAGACCUCCCAAAAGAACGUGGUGGGAUUUACAAGACGGAGCGAAUAUCGGAAUGGAUUCUACUCGCCGCCUCUUACGUAUUUGUUGCCUUGCGAAUUUACACACGCCUUUUCCGCCUACGUAAAAAACUCGACUUGUCUGACUGGCUCCUUGUUCUGUCUGCUCUUGAUGCACUCGCUCUCAUCAUUUGCGACACCCUGACCUAUAAGAUCGGUGUACUUGACGAGUGGGAGCCGUCCGUGACACUUUCCAAGAUCUCUUUCGCUUCCAAUUACUUUUACGAUGUUGGAAUGGGUUUCCCUAAGAUGAGCAUGCUGGCCUUCUACUGGGGCUACUUCGUCCCCAACAUCACAAAAGGCAUGCGCAGGACCCUCUGGUGUGCUGUUAUUUUCGUCUGUCUUUGCUACAUGACCAUUCUCUGGGAUGACACUUUCUAUUGCGGCAAAGACGUUUCUGUCCAGUGGUCUCAGGAGGAGGGCGCCUGCAGCGUCUUCUAUGCCACAGCACCCUUCAUUCUCAACUUCACCUUGAAUUUGGCCUGUUAUCUCGUCGUCUAUGCCCUCCCGGUUGUCCUACUGAUCCAAGGUGUGCUGAAACCUUCCAAGGGUGUCACCCUCACCUUCGUUCUCGGUACCCUGACCAUCUUCACCACAAUUGUGCGCUUUGCGUGUCUCAAGAUCGGUACAGGGCAGGAAAACCUCGUUUAUCCAAUGAGCAUGCUUGAGAUUACCCUUGCCAUCACCGUUGUCGCUCUUCCUGGGCUGAAAGAUCUUGUCAAUGGCACCCCUUCGCGCGAUGUCUCACCUGAGACAGCAGAAGUCGACCAAAAGGCCUGA